UUCUUUUUUCUUCCUUGUUUUUUCUUUGUUGUUUUGCUGGUGGAUGUAAUACCCUUUUCCUCUCAUGUCUGUUGUUGUGUGGCUGGAUCUACGUGGCACAUGUGUCGGAAAGGUUGUUCUUUUUUCCUUUGGCUGCUUGAAAAAGACGAAGAAGAAGUUUGAAGAAAAAGUAAAAAAGCUGAACCUAUGCGUUCGAGGGGGGGAGAAGGAAGCUAUGACGCUUUCAUGACGGUUGAU
Molecule: messenger RNA, 237 nt
Organism: Bipolaris maydis ATCC 48331
Lineage: Eukaryota; Fungi; Ascomycota; Dothideomycetes; Pleosporales; Pleosporaceae
Source: RefSeq, a predicted model, not a curated record